Messenger RNA from Octopus bimaculoides (California two-spot octopus), 3572 nucleotides. RefSeq names its product sorting nexin-30. Lineage: Eukaryota; Metazoa; Mollusca; Cephalopoda; Octopoda; Octopodidae. The record is from RefSeq and is a predicted model, not a curated record. Gene Ontology annotation, cellular component: phagophore assembly site; early endosome. Gene Ontology annotation, molecular function: phosphatidylinositol binding. Gene Ontology annotation, biological process: reticulophagy; endocytic recycling; autophagy of mitochondrion.
UGCUUCGUUAGAAAAAGGACUAAUCGUUAACGACGUAACAUGUUGUAGUUGUAUAAUAUAGUGAUGGAUGUAAGCGACGAUCAAUAACAACAGAUAUGGCAGCUCCCCAGGAUAGUUGUAUGUCUGGGAAAGAUAACACUGCCGACAUUCAUUCUAAUACAAAAGAAACUUUCAAGGAUCCAUUAACUAGUGCUUUGGAUAAAGACAGUGAAGAUGAGCUUGAAAGCCUGGAUUUAGAUACGUCGUCAAAGUCUGAAAUGACUGUGUCUUGUAGUUCAAGUCUAAUAGCCAACUUCAAAUUGGAUGAUGACUUUGAUUCAGAAACUAGGGAUUUAUUUGUCAUGGUUGAUAAUCCCGAGAAACACACAAGUACCUUGGAAUCCUAUAUAACAUUCCGGAUUAACACUAAAACUACAAGGGAGGAAUUUGAUACACAUGAAUACUGUGUGAGGCGUAGAUACAAUGACUUUGUAUGGUUACGUCAGAGAUUGGAAGAUGGUUAUCCGACACAUUUGGUGCCUCCUCUGCCUGCUAAACACAGCCUACGGCGUUUGGACCGUUUCAGUUCUGAGUUUCUACGAGUUCGACAACAAGCAUUACAGAAAUUCCUCACCCGAAUCGCUGAUCAUCCAGUCCUGUCCUUUGAUAAACAUUUUCAUGUAUUUCUCACUGCUAAAGCUUGGGAAUUCAAUGCCCAUAAAAAGAAAGGACAAGGUUUGAUCAGCCGAGUCACCAACUCACUUCACAACAUAAGUGCUUCAUACAUGAUGAAAAACCGGCCUCCUGAGUUUGCAGCGAUGCACGACUAUGUGCAAUCUUUUGGUGAUAAACUUGCAUCAGUAGAUAGGAUUACUCAGCGAAUACUCAGAGAACAGAGUGAAUAUGUAGAAGAAUUGAAUGAUUGGAGUCCAGUAUACACACUUUGGUCUAAUUCUGAAGAUAAACUGACACCAGCUCUUCUUACAAUGUCCAGAGCAAUUGAAGCAAAUUGUGUGGCUAUUAAAGAAUCUAUUGAUGAAAUUGAAGAAUCAUUUUGCCAACCCCUCAAAGAAUAUAUGUUAUAUACUGAAGCUGUAAAGACAGUUUUACGUCGUCGUGAUGCUAUCCAAGCAGAAUAUGAUUGGACUAUAGAUGAACUUGACAAAAAAAAAGAUGAAAGAGAACAGUUAAAAGUCUCAGACCAGUCCUUCUCUCUGGGAGCAUUUUUAGGCAAGGAUCCAGAUGAUGUCAAACAGCAAAAACAGAUCAAGCUGGAAAAAAAUAUUCAUGAGCUUACUCAAAAUGUGGAAAUUCUCAAUGACAAAUCUGCCUGUGCUAAUGCUGAUCUGAAGGCUGAUAUGGAGCGCUGGCAUAAGACCAAACAUAGGGACUUGAGAGAAAUUUUCGUUGCUCUUGCAGACAAGCAAGUUGAACGGUAUGAAAAGUGUCUCCAUGCCUGGGAAGAUGCCAUCCGUAGAAUUCAAGCCAACACUGAUAUUACGAAACCUACUUGUGAUGAGAUUCAGACCAUUGCUGAAGUAAGUGAUUCCAUAUCUCCCCAGUUGACCCCUUCUCACGUGAUGUCAGUGGACACCGAUGGCGAUACAGGUGCUGAGGCAGCGUGUGUUGAUGCUGAUGCCGAUGGGGAUCACCCAGCCGUUCCUCCGCUUCCUCCCAAAGAUGUCUUCGAAGGAAGUGCGAAAGGAGACGGGGGGGACACCUCCACUGCCAACAACACCGGCAACAACAACAACAACAACAACAGGAGCAGUACAUGAAAGCCAAAUGAAGUGGGGAAAUAAAGAAUCACUCCUCUCUUUUACUAUUUAAAUUAUUCCACAAUGAUUAUCUCCAUUUCAUUCCCACCCACCCCUAUUUUUCUCUGAUCCUAUGAAAGGGUCGAUAACUUCUCAGGUGGUCCCUGUUCUCUUACAUAUAUUAAAAAAGACCCCUAGGGACCUACAGCAGCUGUUGAUGAUGAAAUUGAUGCAAUAUAAUCGACCAUUCAUAGAGCAGAGACUGAAAUAUAUUAUUUUAGAAGUCCUAACUCAUCACCAUCAUCAUUAUCAUCUACAUCAUCACUUUCAUCAUCAUCAUUAUAAUCAUUAUCUCUAUCAUCUGAUCUGUUCAGUAUACACCAUGAUCUCAUUUCAAUAUGGCUUCAGUUACCACAUGUCAAAGGUGUAUUUGUGUGUGAGUGCAAUUAUAACUGCAGUCUGAUGUACACAGUUGUUUAAUUAUGUGGUUGUGUAGCACAUAAGAUGUAUUAUCAUCUCUGUUCUCUUUCUCUCACUGAUAAUUAUAGUUGUGUAGUUGUGGUGAGCACGUGUGUGUGCUACACACUUUAUGCAUUGUUAAACACAGUAAGAUGAGAUAUAUUUAUUUGCGAUUUUUUUUUUUCUUAUUGUAUGGAAAGAAGGGCAUUUAUCCAUACUCCCAAAGAAGGGCAUUUCAUAUCAGAGAUAAAAUGGAAUUUUUUUUUUUUGUAGAUUGAAGUUUGGGAAAAUUGGAGGUUAGUGCAUGAACAGAAAGAGUGAGUGCGAUAAUGAUAGAGAAAGUUCUAUUGGACAGAGGCAUCAGUCUUUUGAACAAAGGACCAUAUGCAGAGAGUUUUAAUGCAGGGUAUGGAGACAUAGAAAGAAAUGAUAGGCUGUUCUCUCUUUCUCCUCUCCAAAGUCUCUAUAGUUAUAGGUGCUGAUGCCCUAAAGAUGCUAUCAGAUAAUUACCCCCUUUUUCAAAAAGUUAGUUUCAUUUGUCAAAUCAAGUUUUUGCUGAUGUUGUAUCUUAUUUAUUACAAUUCAAUAUUGUUCAGAGUUGGAUCAAAUGCUGUGGAGGCCCGAGGCCAGUGGAUGGGAGACUUAAAAAAAAAACAAAACAAAAUCUGUUGCCUGGUUUAACACUACCACUAGUCCCUGGGGCAUUUAGCAGUGUCCACCUUGUUACAAAAGUUUAGGCCAGAUCUCAAACCAGCUACUUCUACUCUUCCUAGCAGUCUGAGAGAUUGUAAGAAGCGUGUCAAUAGAUGUCUGCCCUUCUUCCUCUAAGUUCUUUAAAGUUCACAUUCCACUUUCAAAUAACAGUUGUAGUCAUUUUACUUUAGUUAAGUUGCUUAGUGCCUCAUGGAAAAGGCAUAAAUGUCACAACAUCCUGUUUACUUUUAUCUUAUAUAAAUUUUAGGUUUUGUGCUUUGUCAAAAGGAAUGAACAGUGUUUAGUGUUGGGCUGUAUACUUUAGUCUAUCUAGUUUCAUAUUUCACUGUUGACUUUUUCUGCUAGGUCCACCAUUCUUAUCAUCUACCUGUCCUACUGGAGUUGACCUUUCCUGCUGACCUGUUGCUCUGUUGAGGUCAAUCUUUCUUAUCUUCCCCUUACUUGACAGACAGUGACUCUUGCUGUUAUCUCACUACCUUAUUACUGUUAACCUUGAUGUCAAUGAGGCAAAUAUCAAUGAUUUAAGGAAGUUGUUAUCUACCCACCCUCUUACAAAGUGCAGUCCUACACUUCGUAAGAAAUGGAAUCUUUUUAAUGUUACUGCCAUUAGGACUAGUUGAUCACCAAGGGUAUAUAACCAUCUGGUUAUUUAUAUAUAUAUAU